Leptidea sinapis is the source of this 2150-nucleotide messenger RNA. RefSeq names its product transcription factor collier (gene kn). Lineage: Eukaryota; Metazoa; Arthropoda; Insecta; Lepidoptera; Pieridae. The record is from RefSeq and is a predicted model, not a curated record. Gene Ontology annotation, biological process: regulation of transcription by RNA polymerase II. Bases 681 to 2018 code for a protein of 445 amino acids. The transcript has 14 exons. Gene Ontology annotation, molecular function: DNA-binding transcription factor activity, RNA polymerase II-specific; RNA polymerase II cis-regulatory region sequence-specific DNA binding.
GCCACACGUGUGUAUCGAUAUACAUGCUAACUGUAAAUACUUUUUUUACUUUUUCAUAAUGUCUGCAAUUAUGCAUGUAUAUUUAUUUAAAAGUGGUGCGGUUUGUGAAGCAAGUGGCGCCCUCUGUUUAGAUGUUGUCGUCUCGCUCUUGAGGCGAGGGCGUGUCCCAGGGCGCCUCCCCCAGGGACGGACGCGCGGUCUACGAAGCCCGAGCACUCGGCACUAUCCCGCGACGCUUGUUAGUGUUCCGCAAAUUCACAACGGGAUAGCCCGUACAACCGGGACUCUCUCCCUAAACGAUAACGCAGAGCCGCCUAUCGGAAAACUUUAGUUCCAAAUUCAAACUUAGCUUAUUGUGUUUUUAAAUGUGUUCACAUUAUUAACAAUUUUACUUUAUAAUAAAACGGUUGAUAUUUUUAAAUAGAAGUUUAAAAAAGUGAAUAUAGUUCUGAAUUUGAAAAUUUGAAAUUACGCGGUAGAUUUCUUCGUUAUUUUCCGGGAGUGUUCGUGCGUCUUCGGGCGCCCGCUCGGGUGUCCGUGUGUUCGCGAUUCGGUCGGACGAGUUAAACUCGGCGGCGGGCGGCUAUACGGGCUCGCCUUGGCCGCCGCUGGAACUCGAUCCUGUGGGAUGGGGACGAAAGCUUUACCCGACAGGAACGCCGAGGUCUUCAGGUGGCCUCAUGUUCGGCCUGCAUCAUCAAGAUGGAGGGGUUCACUCCCAGCCUCGAGGACCUGUCACCUCCCUGAAAGAGGAACCACUCACAAGGGCGUGGAUGACUCCUACUUCUUUAGUUGACAAUACCAAUAGUGUGGGAGUUGGUCGCGCACACUUCGAGAAGCAACCUCCAAGUAACCUGCGCAAGAGCAACUUCUUCCAUUUCGUGGUCGCUCUAUACGAUAGAGCGGGACAACCGAUCGAGAUCGAGCGAACCGCCUUCAUAGGAUUUAUAGAAAAAGACCAGGAAGCAGAGGGUCAAAAAACAAAUAACGGAAUCCAAUAUAGAUUACAAUUACUUUACGCAAAUGGUAUACGACAAGAGCAAGACAUAUUCGUGCGUCUGAUAGACUCUGUUACUAAACAGCCUAUUGUGUACGAGGGACAAGACAAGAAUCCAGAAAUGUGCAGAGUGCUACUAACACAUGAAGUUAUGUGCAGCCGGUGUUGUGACAAAAAAAGUUGUGGGAAUAGAAAUGAAACGCCAUCGGAUCCAGUGAUCAUUGACCGGUUUUUCCUCAAGUUCUUCCUCAAAUGUAAUCAGAAUUGUCUAAAAAAUGCUGGUAAUCCACGCGAUAUGAGAAGAUUUCAAGUGGUGAUAUCAACUCAGGUGAUGGUGGAUGGUCCACUACUCGCAAUUUCAGACAAUAUGUUCGUUCACAAUAACAGCAAACACGGCCGGCGCGCGAAAAGGCUUGACCACACCGAAGGUAUUGACGCGAACAUCGAGCAUAAUUCCGGAUUAUAUCCACCGUUGCCAGUAGCAACGCCGUGCAUCAAGGCAAUAUCUCCCAGCGAAGGUUGGACGUCGGGGGGGUCGACUGUUAUUAUAGUGGGGGACAAUUUUUUCGACGGACUUCAAGUUGUAUUUGGUACUAUGCUUGUCUGGAGUGAGUUAAUAACAUCGCACGCUAUACGAGUACAAACACCGCCGCGGCACAUACCGGGAGUUGUGGAAGUCACAUUAUCAUACAAGAGUAAACAGUUCUGUAAAGGUGCUCCGGGAAGAUUUGUUUAUGUUUCAGCUCUCAACGAGCCCACGAUAGAUUACGGAUUUCAGAGGCUACAGAAACUUAUACCAAGACAUCCCGGUGAUCCGGAGAAAUUGCCAAAGGAAAUAAUAUUGAAAAGGGCUGCAGAUUUGGCUGAGGCAUUGUAUUCAAUGCCUCGCAAUAAUCAGCUAGGACUUGGAGCGCCUCGAUCUCCAUCAUCCAGCAUGCCCUUCAACUCCUACACGGGACAGUUGGCUGUGAGCGUCCAGGAUACUGCUGCAGCGCAGUGGACUGAAGGCUUUUUCUUUUAGAAGAGUACGCUCGUAGCGGCGGUGGUUCCGUCUCACCGCGGUACUGCUCAGCCGCGUCAACUCCACACGCGCCGUCCUACCCUCAUCCACAGCAUUACCCUGCGCCCCCCACCUCGCUCUUCAAUACCUCCU